CUGUAAGGUGGCUGGAAGGAAACAUUACUCAGGGGUUAACAUCUACAGACAGACUCUCCCUCUGCCAUGGUUGGAGGAACUGCAGGAAAAGCCAUAUGCAUGGAGCCCACAUUUUUUUGACCACAGAGACCAAUGAGAUCUCUAUCAUAUUGUUGCAGUUACCCCUCUACUCGUUUUCAGGAAGCAGAGCAUAUAACCUCAUGACUGGCAGAGCCCUGGAGUCCAAUGUCAUUCAGAGACACUGCUGCUACUGAAGGCCACACUGAGGCAGAAAAGAAAUGUCUCCUUUCUUCCUUUUUUCUUCCAAUCUUCUCCUACCCUCCUCUUCCAUUGACAGAAACUCUCUGGAAGCCAGCUGGAAAGAAGUUUAUUUAUUGGUUUCAAACUCUGCAUCAUCAGAAAAGAAUAAGGAAAGGUAUUUAUGGAACUGAAGGCUAAGGGACAAGUAACUGUCACAUUGAGCUGAUAUACACCUCUUGACAAAGGAAAACAUAAAAAGUUAAAGAAUUAGUCCAGUUCAUUACAAUGUCACAUGAAAAUCCACGUUUACAACUUUGGGAGGAAGUUGAAAGUGAGUCAUCGGGUGACUCAGCUACCAAUGAUGAAUUAGUUCAUGUAAGCCAAAGAAAUUAGCAAGAAUGACAGAAAAGCACACAAUGAAGACCUUGAUUCAGAUGAGGAAGAAAAUGGUCCUUAUAUGAAGAUCGGGGAGAUGACCAGCUGGAGUUGAUCAAGGAUGAUGAAAAAGAGGCUGAAGAAGGAGAGGAUGACAGAGACGGCGCCAAUGGCGAGGAUGACUCUUAAGCAUAUGCAGGUAACCCUUGACUAGAAAAUCAACUGGAUAUGUGGAAGAAAAUUUCAGAAGCCCAAGAUACUAAUAAAACCUGUUGAACAUUAAAAAAAAAUUAUAUGACAGAUUGAAAAAAUAUGACUCUCUAUAAUGCUUACACCAGGAGGAUAUUAUUCUACAAAUAAGGGCCCAGCAUGACAUUUAUGAGAGAGCCCGGGUCCUCCUGUGCAAAGCUGAUUGGUGCUCUGCCAAUGGACUCAAGGACACUGCCAAUAAAAGCACCUACUGCUCUGGGCUGAUCAGAAAGAGUUGAGGGCUGCAUUUGCCUGUGGGACUUGGGGAAAUGCUGAACCCUAGUCCUUGCAACACACAUCUGUGAGCAGCAGAGAGAAACCAGGCUCUGGAGAUGAAACAACUUCCCGAACUCCCUUCCGUCUUGGCAAUGUACUGCUUUUGCAUGAUACAGAUUAUCUCCUCAGGAUUCCUUCAGCCAUUAGCUCACCCUCCAGAUGGCUUGGAUAUUGUGCAGCUUGAGCAGUUGGCAUACUGCCUGAAUAAGUGGGCACUGCUUUCUAACCAACCCAAGGAUAAUCACGACAUAUACAAAAGGUUUCUAUUUCACUACUCCAGAACUCAGGAGCCGACACGCCCAGUUAAAACCAGGUUUCCUCCUGUGCACCCCUUAAUGCGCCUGGCUGCCGAGCUGGCCAGCAGGAAGAUGAAGAGGUUUCCGCAGCGAGAUUCAGGACCUGCUGCCGUGGACUUGACCAAAAAGGAUCCCAUUGGCACCUUGGGACAACCAUUCUUCCUUUUCAAGCCAAGAAAUGGAAGAAACAUUGAAGUCCAGGCCCAGCAAAGUGUACAAGGAUCCAAUGGCAAAGGAAAGCUGGAUCCAAAGAGGCUGUGCAAUGAUUAUUUUGAGCAAAUGUCAAGUUUCUUCCUGUGAAAAAUAUUGAAAGAUAUUUCUCUUGCUCUAUAUCCACUAGAAUAUUUAGUUGUAUGAAAAUAAAGUAGCACUGACCCAAUAGUUUCAUUUCUUCUUAGAAAGUCUUGGGGAAUUCGGUAUAAAUUUUUUAAAUAAUAGGAAUUCUAAAAAAAUGUACUAUUUAGGAGUACAGAGUAUCACACUGACUAUCAUGUUGUUAUUGAGAUUCGAGGGGUGGGUUCAGCAGAUUGUGCUGGCUGCCUUCAGAUCCUGACUCCUACUUUUUAGCUGGAUGACCUGGUGUGCUAGUCAAAUUUCCACUGCUGUGACAAAAUUAUGAUAUA
Molecule: messenger RNA, 2059 nt
Organism: Fukomys damarensis (Damara mole-rat)
Lineage: Eukaryota; Metazoa; Chordata; Mammalia; Rodentia; Bathyergidae
Gene: Nms
Product: neuromedin S
Exons: 14
Coding region: 1197-1736 (179 amino acids)
Source: RefSeq, a predicted model, not a curated record